Messenger RNA from Sporothrix brasiliensis 5110, 912 nucleotides. RefSeq lists its product as uncharacterized. The transcript has a single exon. NCBI's taxonomy places the organism in Eukaryota, Fungi, Ascomycota, Sordariomycetes, Ophiostomatales, Ophiostomataceae. The record is from RefSeq and is a predicted model, not a curated record. The coding region runs from base 1 to 912 and encodes 303 amino acids.
AUGACUUUCCCGCGUCACAUCCGCAAAGUCUUCGUCGCUCUCGAGCAGGCAGAGGGUGCCGGUGCCCGCGUCCGCCGGUCUAUUGGCACACCGGCGCUCCGCAACUUCUCGCCCUUCCUGAUGCUUGACCACUUCUCGAUCAAGCCCGGCGCAGGCUUCCCCGACCACCCGCACCGCGGCCAGGAGACCAUUACCUACCUGCUGAACGGCGGCGUCGACCACGAGGACUUUGCCGGCAACGCGGGCACCAUCAACUCGGGCGACCUGCAGUUCAUGACCGCCGGCAGGGGCAUCAUGCACGCUGAGAUGCCGCGGCAAAACCCGGACGGAUCGGCCAACGUCGGCCUGCAGCUCUGGGUCGACCUGCCCCAGGACCUCAAGAACUGCGAGCCGCGGUACCGCGACUUGCGGGCCGCCGAGAUCCCCACCGUGGACGUCGACGACAACAAGGUGCACAUCAAGGUCAUCUCGGGCGAGAGCCACGGCAUCAACAGCGUCAAGGACCUGGCGUACACGCCCGUAUGGAUCCUGGACGUGACCGUCCAGCCGGGCGGCAAGGUCGCGCAGCCGCUGCCGGCCAACUGGAACGCCUUUGCCUACAUCCUCGAGGGCAGCGCCACCAUCUCCAACGGCGAGGAGGCGCCCACCAAGGUCGAGCAGUACAGCAACGUGGUGUUUGGCCCCGAGGGCGACGGCGUCACCGUGAGCGUGGACGCGUCGGCCACAGAGCCCGCGCGGCUGGUGCUCGUGGCCGGCACGCCGCUGGACCAGCCCAUUGUGCAGUACGGCCCCUUUGUGGUCAACUCCAAGGAGGAGGUCUACAAGGCGCUGAUGGACUACCAGACGCACACCAACGGCUUUGAGCGGGCCGAGGGCUGGCAGAGCGAGAUUGGCAAGUCCAUGGCGCACUGA